CCCCAGGACGCGCGCGGCGAGUCCCCGGGCGGCGCCGGGCAGGCAGGGGGAGGUCGGAGGAGGGGGCACCGCGGCGCUGUGCAAACGGAGCAAAGGACCCAGCCCCCUGGUCCCUGGCGAUCAUGAACAAGAUGAAGAACUUCAAGCGCCGUUUCUCCCUGUCAGUGCCCCGCACCGAGACCAUCGAGGAGUCCUUGGCUGAAUUCACAGAGCAGUUCAACCAGCUCCACAACCGGAGGAACGAGGACCUGCAGCUCGGUCCUCUUGGCAGAGACCCCCCGCUGGAGCCCAGCACCUUCUCCCCAACAGACAGCGGCGAGGAGCCCGGGCAGCCGUCCCCUGGCAUGCAGUACCGGCGACGGCAGAACCAGCGUCGCUUCUCCAUGGAGGACAUCAGCAAGAGGCUCUCUCUGCCCAUGGAUAUCCGCCUGCCCCAGGAAUUCUUGCAGAAGCUACAGCUGGAGAGCCCAGACCUCCCCAAGCCACUCAGCCGCAUGUCCCGCCGCGCCUCCCUGUCAGAUAUCGGCUUUGGGAAACUGGAAACGUACGUGAAACUGGACAAACUGGGGGAGGGCACCUAUGCCACAGUCUUCAAAGGGCGCAGCAAACUGACGGAGAACCUCGUGGCCCUGAAGGAGAUCCGGCUGGAGCACGAGGAGGGGGCACCCUGCACUGCCAUCCGAGAGGUGUCUCUCCUGAAGAACUUGAAGCACGCCAAUAUCGUGACCCUGCACGACCUCAUCCAUACAGAUCGGUCCCUCACCCUGGUGUUUGAGUACCUGGACAGUGACCUGAAGCAGUACCUGGACCACUGUGGAAACCUCAUGAGCAUGCACAAUGUCAAGAUUUUCAUGUUCCAGCUGCUCCGGGGCCUCGCCUACUGCCACCGCCGCAAGAUCCUGCACCGGGACCUGAAACCCCAGAACCUGCUCAUCAAUGAGCGGGGGGAGCUGAAGCUGGCCGACUUUGGACUGGCCCGGGCCAAGUCAGUGCCCACAAAGACCUACUCCAAUGAGGUGGUGACCCUGUGGUACAGGCCCCCCGACGUGCUGCUGGGAUCCACUGAGUACUCCACCCCCAUUGACAUGUGGGGCGUGGGCUGCAUCCACUACGAGAUGGCCACGGGGAGGCCCCUGUUCCCCGGCUCCACGGUCAAGGAGGAGCUGCACCUCAUCUUCCGCCUCCUCGGGACCCCUACAGAAGAGACGUGGCCCGGCGUGACAGCCCUGUCUGAGUUCCGGACCUACAACUUCCCCCGCUACCUCCCGCAGCCGCUCAUCAGCCACGCCCCCAGGUUGGAUACUGAUGGCAUCAGCCUCCUGACCGGCCUCCUCCUGUAUGAAUCCAAGAGUCGUGUAUCGGCGGAGGCUGCCCUGAAUCACCCCUACUUCCGGUCUUUGGGAGAGCGUGUGCACCAGCUCGAAGACACUGCCUCCAUCUUCUCCCUGAAGGAGAUCCAGCUCCAGAAGGACCCAGGCUACCGCGGCUUGGCCUUCCAGCAGCCAGGACGAGGGAAGAACCGGCGGCAGAGCAUCUUCUGAGCGGGGCCCACCCUGCUGCAGCCUGAGGGACAAGGGGUCACAUCAAGCACAAAUUUGGGUAGGAUGGGGCCUGUGUGGCCCUCGGAGGACUGAGGCACCAGAGCUAACUGCUAGCCCGGAAGACUGCUGGGCAGCCCUGCUGGCCACAGAUGUUUCUUCUCUCUGCUUCCCACAUGCCUCCCCGCGGCCUGCACCUGGACUCCGACCCCUCCGUCACUGGGCUGGGCACGAGCCAUUCCCUGGGAGAAGGUGAGGGGGCAGGGAGGGACCUUGGACUCUCGUCCACCCCGAAGUGCCCAGGCACCAGCGCAGGACGCACACGGACAGGGAAAUCCAGGUGGCAGGCUGGGCGCCAUGCCCUGAAUCAGGCUCCACCACGCUUCCCCCCAGGGCCUGCCUGCCUCGCUAGUCUGGCAGACCCUCCCCCUUUGGCCCCUUGGAGCCCGCACUUCCCCUUUGAGAGCAGGGAGGGACGUGGCACUUUGUCUGGGAUCCCCUAAUCCUAAUGCCCACCUGUGUGACAAAGCGCACCCCCACCUGAGGGGCAGGUGUCCCCAGAGCAAAGAAGGAAUAGCAGCCCGCCUCCUCUUUCCGUCAGCCCUAGCCUGCUCUGUCCCCUCCACGCCAGAGGCCCUGUGCGCCGUCUGGCUCGAGCGGAGGCUGAGCGGCGCUGGCAUGCUGCAGAUGCCCAGCUGUGUCUCAGCCAGCCCCAGCCCGUGUCCCCAGUCUGGAUGGAGUUGCCUUAAAUUGGCAGGUGGUAGAGCGCUCACUGCCCUUGGAGCUCUGACCCAGCACCUGCCUGUCCACCCCUCCUGAGAGUGGCUCCUGCUUAUCUAAUCAUCCCUGAGCGCUGAUUAGCCAGCCCUGGGGCAGGGUCCUAGGGACAGCUCUGGAUACGACAUGCGGGUCACCGUGACGCUGGUGCCAGGGCAACCUCAGCUCCCUGGGGCAGGCACAGCCUCCCCUGUCCCCUCCUUCCCAGCCCUUUGGGUCUGUUCACCUGAUCCUGGUACCAGCCUGCCCCUGCCCCUCCUCCCCAGAGGUUGGUCACUACAGGGAAGGGUGUAAACACCGCAGUCUGAGGUAGAGGAAGGUGAGACAGCAGCAGGCUUUGUUCCUGAGAGCCCCACCCCCAGAGCUGGGAGCCUGAGGGACCCGUGAAGAAGGCUCCCCUCUGUGUUCCCAAGGUCUCCUGCACACUUGGUGACCUCGAAUGGCCAAGGCCAAGGGGAGGCCAGGCCCAGCCCAACUCCUCAGCCUGGGGAGUGGCCCCGAAGAGCCUGGGGCUCCCCCAGCCCUUCCCUCCUCCCCCCUAUACUGUGAAUGUCCUGUGACUCAGCGCGAAGACAGAUAAUAUAUUUAAUUCAUGUUGUACAGAAAGGACUGAGCAGUCUCAUGCAGAAAAGCUGAUUUUGACAGAUUGAUGCCAAAGAUGGAGAACGAAGGCCCCACUCCAGGCCUAAUGAGCGUGGCGGGGCUGCUUAUAU
Messenger RNA from Propithecus coquereli (Coquerel's sifaka), 3028 nucleotides. It is a transcript of the gene CDK18, whose product is annotated as cyclin-dependent kinase 18. Gene Ontology annotation, cellular component: cytoplasm; nucleus. Gene Ontology annotation, biological process: protein phosphorylation. Gene Ontology annotation, molecular function: ATP binding; protein kinase activity. Bases 123 to 1541 code for a protein of 472 amino acids. NCBI's taxonomy places the organism in Eukaryota, Metazoa, Chordata, Mammalia, Primates, Indriidae. The record is from RefSeq and is a predicted model, not a curated record. The transcript is spliced from 16 exons.